Messenger RNA from Saccharomyces kudriavzevii IFO 1802, 1218 nucleotides. It is a transcript of the gene LYS1, whose product is annotated as saccharopine dehydrogenase (NAD+, L-lysine-forming). Gene Ontology annotation, cellular component: cytoplasm. Gene Ontology annotation, molecular function: saccharopine dehydrogenase (NAD+, L-lysine-forming) activity. The transcript has a single exon. NCBI's taxonomy places the organism in Eukaryota, Fungi, Ascomycota, Saccharomycetes, Saccharomycetales, Saccharomycetaceae. The coding region runs from base 1 to 1218 and encodes 405 amino acids. The record is from RefSeq and is a predicted model, not a curated record.
AUGUUCCAUGGUCACAAUAGGCAUUCACUACGUUACAUCAGGAGAAGAAAAGAACGAGAAACCUUCUUUUCACACACCCCCUCCCCCCUGCGAAAUAUGCCUGCCGUCACUUUACAUCUAAGAGCUGAAACUAAGCCUCUAGAGGCCCGUGCUGCCUUAACACCCACUACAGUCAAGAAGCUGAUUGCUAAGGACUUCAAAAUAUACGUGGAAGACAGUACUCAAUCAACUUUCAAUAUCAACGAAUACCGUAAAGCAGGUGCCAUUAUAGUGCCUGCCGGCUCAUGGAAAACCGCCCCACGUGACAGAAUCAUCAUAGGUUUGAAGGAAAUGCCUGAAACCGACACUUUCCCCCUAGUCCACGAACAUAUUCAGUUUGCUCACUGUUACAAAGACCAGGCUGGAUGGCAAGAUGUUCUUACCAGGUUCAUCAAGGGUCACGGUACUUUAUACGAUCUAGAAUUUUUAGAAAAUGACCAAGGUAGAAGAGUUGCUGCCUUUGGAUUCUACGCUGGGUUCGCUGGUGCAGCACUUGGUGUAAGAGACUGGGCAUUCAAGCAAACACAUUCUGACGACGAAGAUUUGCCCGCAGUGUCACCAUACCCCAAUGAAAAGGCGUUGGUCAAAGAUGUCACCAGGGACUAUAAAGAGGCCUUAGCCACGGGUGCCAGAAAACCAACUGUCUUGAUCAUCGGUGCUUUAGGAAGAUGUGGCUCUGGUGCCAUUGAUCUCUUGCACAAAAUCGGUGUUACCGACUGCAAUAUAUUAAAAUGGGAUAUGAAAGAAACCUCCCGUGGUGGUCCCUUCGAAGAGAUUCCACAAGCUGAUAUUUUCAUCAACUGUAUAUACCUGUCAAAACCAAUUGCACCUUUCACCACCAUGCAGGAACUAAAUAACCCUAACAGAAGACUAAGGACUGUAGUAGACGUAUCAGCCGACACCACCAACCCUCACAACCCUAUCCCAAUAUACACAGUGGCUACCGUAUUCAACAAACCUACUGUGCUGGUACCCACCACCGUCGGACCUAAGUUAUCUGUCAUCUCUAUCGACCAUUUGCCUUCUUUAUUGCCAAGAGAAGCUUCGGAAUUUUUCUCUCAUGACCUUCUGCCAUCUCUAGAGCUACUACCUCAAAGAAAGACCGCUCCUGUUUGGGUUAGAGCUAAGCAACUAUUCGAUAGACAUUGUGCUCGUGUCAGAAGAUCUUCAAGACUAUAG